This is a messenger RNA of Tachysurus fulvidraco (yellow catfish), 2338 nucleotides long. RefSeq names its product immunoglobulin superfamily member 11 (gene igsf11). The coding region runs from base 625 to 1950 and encodes 441 amino acids. Gene Ontology annotation, cellular component: cell-cell junction. The record is from RefSeq and is a predicted model, not a curated record. Gene Ontology annotation, molecular function: ionotropic glutamate receptor binding. Gene Ontology annotation, biological process: homophilic cell-cell adhesion. Lineage: Eukaryota; Metazoa; Chordata; Actinopteri; Siluriformes; Bagridae. The transcript is spliced from 7 exons.
UCUGCUCCUCCCUCGUACCCAACCCUUCCUCCCGAUGGCGUCACCGGCGUCUCCGCGGCAACAGCGGCAGGAGAGAGAGAAAAAAAAGAAGGUCCGUCUCCGGGACGCCGCGCGCGUCUCAGCAUAUCGGACCCGGAGCGCGCGCGGUCAGGACGCACGGCCAUGCACUGUCUCGCGCUCUCACCCGGGGCUCGCGCGUGGUGUUUCCUUCGGUUCCUCGCGGUGCUAUAAACAACAGUAGUAGUAGUAGUAGUAAUAAUAAUCAUCAUCAUCAUCAUCAUCAUUAUUAUUAUAAAUAAUACAUUGUUUAUCCUGCGGCGCGGACAUGCGCGGAGCAAACGGAGCAAAAAUAAAAGAAACUGCGGACAAAAGGAGGAGAAUGUCUGUAAUCCGUUAAAGACGGGAUGCAAAGAAAGAGGAGCGCGUGGAGAUAAGUGGCACAGAAAUGCAGCGGUUUCACAUUUUGAUUUGUGUUACUAGAAUGAAAAUCUAGUGUUAUAGGACAAAGACUUGAUUCAUGCAUUGGGAGUCGUUUCCAACAGAGAAACUCUGGACGCACUGAUUUGCAAAAAUCAAUCAAAUCCAAUUCUAAAUAAACCCAGAAAGAUUUAAAAUCCUGGAACGAUGCUGAGCACUCACAAUUUAUGGAUUGCAUGGCUGGCGCUCUUGUGCAUGGAAGUGUGUGUGCGCUCGCUGGAGGUGACGGUCAGUCAGAGCAGCGUCCAGGUGGCCAGAGGUCAGGCAGCCAUCUUGCCCUGCACUUUCACCACCAGCGCUGCCCUUAACAACCUGUACAUCAUCUGGAUGGUGACACCGCUGGCCAACGCCAACCAACCCGAGCAGGUGAUUAUUUAUCAGGGCGGUCAGGUCUUCAGCCUCGCUAACCGUAUGAACAAUCGUGUGGGUUUUGUUGCUACGAUGCCCAGCACUAGUGCCUCCAUCUUCAUCAACAACACACAGCUGGCGGACACGGGGACGUACCAGUGCCUCGUCAACAACCUGCCCGACCGCGGGGGGAGAAACAUUGGUGUCAUCGGCCUCACCGUGCUCGUUCCUCCAUCUUUGCCCGUGUGUCGCAUCCAGGGUUCUCUGGACGUCGGCAGUGACGUCACGCUCCUCUGUGGUUCUGAAGAGGGAAUUCCGACGCCAACGUACUCAUGGGAGAAACUGGACUCGAUCCCCAAACUCCCUCUCGGUUCCAUGCAAGAUCAGAUGCAGGGUACGGUGAGUCUGAAGAACAUCAGCGUGGGGACGUCGGGUGUGUAUCAGUGUACCGCCUCCAACGCCAUCGGCACCAGCACGUGUCAACUCAACGUGCAGGUGGUUACACCUCAGCCCCAGAGCGCAGGUCUCAUCGCUGGAACCGUCGUCUCCGGCGUCCUCGCGGCUGUGAUUUUUGCCCUGCUGGUGAUCGUUACGCUUUUCUACUGGAGGAACAAGAACCGCUACGAAGACGAUGACAUCCCCAAUGAAAUCAGAGAGGACGAUCUUCCGCCGAAGAGGUCGUCGUCGGUGAAGGCGUUCCAGGCGGACGCCUCGUCCUCUGAGAAUGACACGCUCACCUCCACCAACACCUACAACAGCCGCUACUGGCACAAUGCCAAAGCCAGCUACGACGCCAACUCCUACACUCGCUACGACGGGCAAAGCUUCACAACUGGGGUCGGGACUGGUACUGGAGGCGGGGUAGGCUACGCAAAUGGAGGACACACUCUCCCAGCUCCCAAGACUCUGGUGGUCACUGCCAAUUCUGCGCCUAUUGUUACACGCAGCAACGGUUCGUUGACUCAGCGAGCUCCACCCACAACACCCCCACCUACUUCUGGCGCCGCCCAAACGCACUUGCCGAGUCGCACGCAUUCGUACGCCGUCAGCCAAGCGGCACUGGAGCGCAUGGGCGCCGUACCUGUCAUGGUUCCCGCUCAGAGCCGGGCGGGGUCACUCGUCUAACGCCAAUAUGAGAUGACAAACAGAAUUUUUACAAUUCUUUAUACAAAUGAUGCCAUCUCUUUCUUUUUUUUCACUAAUGAACUACUGAUUUUACUGCGUGAGGUUUUUUCUACAUUAGCAAAUUUGCAAUAAUAAUAAUAAUAAUAAUAAUAAUAAUAAUAAUAAUUCAGGAACGUUUUGGAGAACAUUUGGAAUGUUUCCUUGAUUAAGCGAUCUCUUUUCAACAUGCAUCUCGACUGCAUAUUAAAAGUACAAAAUUUUAGCUGCCUCUUUUAGAACAUUUACGCUUAGCAACACUAUGUUUUGCUGAUGACGACUUGGGCCAUCUUAUCGAAUUUUGAAGCAAUAGUUUUAAAACGUUAACCUAAAACUCCUAAAAUUUUGUUUA